Molecule: messenger RNA, 1512 nt
Organism: Serendipita indica DSM 11827
Lineage: Eukaryota; Fungi; Basidiomycota; Agaricomycetes; Sebacinales; Serendipitaceae
Source: the annotation of a GenBank genome assembly
AUGUUCCUCAGAUCCUCUAGGAGACUCGUUUCGCCGCGGAGACCCCUUAUAUCACCAUUAUGUAUCCGUCCUACACUCACUUCGAGAACCGUCGUAGUCGAAAGCCAUCGUCAUGAUGUGCCAAAGGACUUGGAACUGUCCUCGACCACCUCACUAUUACGAAGUCUAGCUGUCUAUUCGGCAUUGUCCUUUCCAACCUUUGUGGAUGUCUCUCCGAAGCUGCUAGAUGCGUCACUCCAAAUUCCAAUAGUUGACCAAGUGGCGCUAUCAGUCGUACGGGCAACCUUUUUUCAGCAGUUCGUUGGCGGAGAGACGGUGGAAGAGACGGCGACUGUUAUUCGACAGCUCAGAGAACGCAAUAUCGCGAGUAUGGUUGAUUACAGUGUCGAGGUUAUGGAAGAGUCAGCAGGGGGAAUAGAGCAGUCGGCUAAGGAAGCGCCGUACGUACGAAAUAUAGAGGAGAUGAAAAGGUCAAUUCCUAUUGUUGCGGGAGUAGAGAAUGAACGAGGACUAGACGAUCCGGCCACGCGCAAGACUUGGAUUGCCAUUAAACUGACAGCAUUGUUGCCGUCCGCCACUACACUUCGCAAGUUUUCCAGCCUACUAGUCGCGAAGCAGUCAGAACCACACGCCCCGUUCACACCAGACAUUCUCUACGACUCUUCUAUCUCAUCCUACCUAGAAGAGGGCGAUAUCUCGGCUCUCAAGUCUCUUCAUUCCAGUCUAAAGGAGAUCGGGGAGUUCGCCGUCAAACACCAGGUCCGGAUAUGUGUCGAUGCAGAGCACACUUGGUACGAGCCUGCCAUCGAUGCAUUCGCAACAGACAUGAUGAGGACGUGCAAUCGCGAGUCUCCAAUCACACCCGUCAUAUAUCAAACCUUCCAAGCCUAUCUUCGCAGCACACCACACAGACUCACUUCUGCACUGGCACAUGCAAAAUCAAACGGAUACACGCUAGGCGUCAAACUCGUCCGCGGCGCGUACCACCCACUCGAAGUCGCCAAACACGAAUCAGAUCCGACUAAAUCUGGCCCCCCACCCGUGUGGAGCGAAAAGAACGAGACGGAUGCGUGCUAUAACCAGUGCGCGAAUAUGCUUUUGGACCAACUUUCCGACCGCACAGACGGAAAGCCAAAUUCGUCGCCCGUUGGAAUCCUGUUCGGUACCCACAACCGGAACAGCUGCGACGUGAUUAUUGAUGGUAUCGUCAAGCGUGGUCUUGCUUCUCGAGUCACGGAUGGCGUCGUGACCGUCCCACUCGAUGUGUCAAGUCGAGUCCAAAUUGGUCAGCUAUUUGGUAUGGCUGACGAGCUGACCAACUAUGUGUCGAGUCGACUCGAUUGCCCAAACUCUCCUAUGGUUCUCAAGUGCGUCCCGUAUGGCACAUUGGAGGACGUGAUGCCAUAUCUCAGUAGACGUGCGAUUGAGAACAAGAGCGUUCUUGGGAAUUCGAAUACUACCAUCGAGCGCCAACGGGUUGCUCGAGAGCUUAGAAGAAGGCUGUUCGCCUGA